This is a messenger RNA of Colletotrichum gloeosporioides, 1053 nucleotides long. RefSeq lists its product as uncharacterized. Lineage: Eukaryota; Fungi; Ascomycota; Sordariomycetes; Glomerellales; Glomerellaceae. The transcript is spliced from 5 exons. The coding region runs from base 1 to 1053 and encodes 350 amino acids. The record is from RefSeq and is a predicted model, not a curated record.
AUGUCGCCUCCUGAAGGCUAUGUCGUCGACUUUGAGAACCCGCAGCGGCAGAGUGUGUUGGAACACUACCUGGUGUUUGGCAUCUUGGGUCCACUCGCUCUGGUAUGCCUAGUCCAAAGGUUUUAUACCAAGUUGGUAUUUUCGGAUGGCCCGAAGAUCGAUGAUGGUCAGAAUCCUUUGCCUGCAAAGACUUCGGCUAAGCAAAAGACGCUAGGGUCUUGCGCGAUUGGCGGCUUGGGUCACCACGCUUGGGAAAUGUCCCUUGAUGUCUGGGCCAAGCAGGCCCUCGUUAGCUACAUCGUCGCUCCGAUAUUCAUCUGCGCCAACGGGUCAACGAAAGCUUCGCUAUUCUUCGCGUAUCUCAAGAUCUCCCCUCUUCCAUGGUAUCGCCGAGCAAUCACCGCAGGCAUAAUAAUGGUAUUUUGCUAUACCGUUGUGAUUGCUUCGAUGCUCCUGUUUGGCACGUGGCCGAUUCGUGCAAACUGGGAUCCCUAUGUCGAGGUGUCGGAAACACACAGACCGCUGAACAGCGCGAUGCUUUACAUGGCUAUUGCUACGUCAAACAUCGUGUCCGAUGUUGUUCUCUUUUUAAUCCCUAUUCCAAUGGUGCUGCGUCUUCAGAUGCGCCCCGUUGUCAAAGUCGGCGCCUUGAUCAUGUUUGGAAUCGGUUCCCUGACUGUCACGACAUCAGUUGUUCGCAUGGUUUAUCUCCAAGCCAUGCUCAAAUCCACAGAUACGGCUUGGGUUGCCGCGCCCGCCAACGUCUGGUCAUUCGUCGAAGUGAAUUUGUUCAUCAUCUGCGGCUCGAUGCCUACAUUGCGAAGGUUCUUCAGGUCCAUCGCGCCCAAAAUCAUGGGGUCCUCACACGACAUUUCACGCGUCAAGCACGCCGGACCAUCCAAUUCCUCUCGCGGGCCUCGAAGCGAGUAUUCGCAAUUCGACACGCAUUCCCACUACGAUGUUGAGAUGAACAGCAUGUCGAGCCAGCAAGUAAUUUUGGAAGAAGAUAAGAGCGCAGUGCGCCAUGCAAACUUCGAAGUCAAAUCACAGUAA